Molecule: messenger RNA, 1366 nt
Organism: Linum tenue
Lineage: Eukaryota; Viridiplantae; Streptophyta; Magnoliopsida; Malpighiales; Linaceae
Source: the annotation of a GenBank genome assembly
GGUGCAGCUAACGAUGAUUUUAUUUCCGUCCUGCCAUUUCAUUCCGGAGCGGAGAAACCCAUAAAAGAGGGGAUGCUAUGCAUUUCCUCUUUUCAUUGAUUCAUUCCCUCCAUGGAUUAUCUGGACGCCCUCUCUAACCAGAAUUUGUGACACACUCCCAGCUAUAACUGAUCCCUAGCCGCCUGCAAUUACUAAUCAAAUCGCAACCGGUAAAUCUCAGAAAAGGGUUUCUUCAGUGGCUGCCUCCCAGUUUUGCUUUAUAAAGGGAGGGAGCAAUACUCCGAGGGGGAGAAUUGAGAAUCUGAAUACAUUGCGCUAUGCCACUAUACGUCCUCAUCAUCUCAUGAUCUCGCUCUUGCGAACAAAGCUACCGGCAAUCCUUCCCAAACCGCCGUCGUCAUUUCCGACAACCAUGAGCGCGUCUGGAUCGAGCCGGCUGCUGGCCCUAGCCCAACAGCUCCGCCUCUACGAGCCGCCAGCUGCAUCGCCCGAUGAAAUUGAGGAGCAGGCCAUGGAGGAAACUGCCGGCAAGGUGAUUACCCAGGUGGGUUUUCAAGAAUCGGCUACCCCGAUUGCGAAUCAAUCCGAUAGAUUCAGACCCAAAAGAGCGGCGGUUCUGGUCUGUAUCUUCGAAGGCGAUUGCGGCGAGUUUCGUGUCAUCUUGACCAAGCGAUCCUCCAGAUUGUCCACUCAUUCUGGUGAAGUUUCAUUGCCUGGAGGGAAAGCUGAGGAGGGUGAUAAGGAUGAUGGAGACACAGCAACAAGGGAAGCUAAAGAGGAAAUUGGGUUGGAUCCUUCGCUGGUUGAUGUUAUUACAGUUAUGGAACCCUUCUUAUCCAAGCAUCUCCUGAGAGUAGUUCCUGUUGUAGGGAUUCUAAGGGAUAAAGAAGCAUUCAGUCCUGAACCAAAUCCAGACGAAGUUGAUGCAGUGUUUGAUGCUCCUUUGGAAAUGUUCAUUAAGGAUGAACAUCGGAGGGUAGAAGAGAGGGAGUGGAUGGGUGAGAAGUAUCUAGUGCAUUUCUUUGAUUAUGAAACAGGGGGAAAUAAGUAUGUGAUAUGGGGAUUAACAGCUGGAGUUCUAAUAAAAGCUGCAUCAGUGGUCUACCAGCGGCCUCCGUCAUUCUUGGAGCAGAAUCCCAAGUUCAAGUUCCCUCGCCAUGCAAACACUGGUACUGUUAUGCCUCAUUGAUAUCGUUCAUGCUGGACAUAUAUCCGUCUGAAUUCUUGUAUUAUGAUGCAUUGACAUCGAAUUUCUUCGAAUAUCUAGCAAAGCUUUGCAUGUAGCAGUAAAUUUGAACUAUGGAUACAUAUAUUAUGUAGGCUAAAUGCUAAUACAAAUAUUAUUAUCACGCACACGAGAAACCAC